This is a messenger RNA of Penicillium hordei, 888 nucleotides long. RefSeq names its product RTA1 domain-containing protein. Lineage: Eukaryota; Fungi; Ascomycota; Eurotiomycetes; Eurotiales; Aspergillaceae. The record is from RefSeq and is a predicted model, not a curated record. Gene Ontology annotation, cellular component: membrane. Bases 1 to 888 code for a protein of 295 amino acids. The transcript is spliced from 3 exons.
AUGAGCGACUCUGGCGGCCAAGCUGUUCUUGACUUUUACCGGUACAGGCCUUCUAUCUCAGCAGCCGUGAUCUUCAUCGUCUUAUUCGCCAUAACGACCACCUGGCAUAUCUACCAACUCGCGAGAAACAAAUCCUGGUAUUUCAUUGCAUUUGUUCUUGGGGGGAUUUUCCAGAUAAUAGGUUAUGCUGCCCGAGCAGCAGCGCAUUCGAACACGGGAAGCAUCCCUAUCUAUUCUAUCCAAGCAAUCCUCAUUUUGCUAGCCCCAGCACUCUAUGCCGGAUCCAUAUACAUGGUCCUCGGUAGAAUCAUACGCUAUCUCCAUGCUGAGCACUUUAGUCUGGUCCCAUUGAAAUGGCUGACUGGUAUAUUCGUGACUGGUGAUGUUAUUGCAUUUGUGGCGCAGGCAGUAGGUGGUGCGACCAUGGCCAGCCACAGCCUUAGUGCCAGGACUACGGGUGAAUACAUCACAAUUGGCGGUCUCUGCGUGCAACUCGUCUUCUUCACAUUUUUCGUGAUUACCUCGGCUAUCUUUCACAGACGGAUUCGCUCGAAUCCAACACAACGAGUUCUCCAACUGGGACAGAGCCCCAAUCAAGCGGCGCUUCGCAGCUGGGAGUCCGCCCUUUGGGGUCUGUAUAUUGCCAGCGCGCUGAUUCUGGUACGAUCGAUCUUCCGUCUUGUUGAGUACGCGCAGGGAAACGAUGGGUAUUUGAUCGGCCAUGAGGUGUUCAUGUAUGUGUUUGAUGCGAUGUUGAUGGGUUUUGCCAUGGUUACAAUGAAUGUAUUUCAUCCGUCGGUAAUAUUGGCUGGUGAUUAUAAACAUGGCCAGGAUUCGAUGCAGAGUUUGAGAUCGGUAUCACAGACGCAGUUGGAAAAUAUAGGGUGA